AUGUUACAGCUUGAAGAUAAUAUUUGGGAUGAAUUUGGUGCUAGUGCUACCGAUAAUCAUAUAGUUCCUCGUACUGUUGAUGAAUAUAGGGCUCAAUUCAAAAUUCAAGGGGAUGGUCGAACAAAACCACAACACGAAGUGAUUGGACUUGCUAGGAAUGCAGAUAAUACGGCUAAAUAUGGUAUUUUGAGCGAGAAGAGAAAAGGCAUUCAUACUUUGACCAAGAACAAAAUGUUAGAAAAAUGUCCUUGGUCUCACAGUUCUGAUGGCAUAUUUCCCACUUCAGGUGAUAAUGACUCACUCAAAGAAGUUACGGGCAUGGUUUCUGAUGAUCCAAUGGUGUCCAGCCAGGGUCUCAAAAUUGGUGAUAUAGAUUCAGUUAGCAGUGAUUUCUGUGCUGAAGAUCCUGUCUUGGUUGACAACUGGGCUAUAGAGGACAAUAACAUCUACCGUUUUCCGCUAAAUCACAUGUCUGAUACUAAUGGUGAUCUCAGAUUUUUUAAUAAUAACCAUGAAGACAAAGAAAACUGCGAUCUCCUAUGUUAUGCCUGGGGAGACAUUGGAAAUUUUGAGGAUGUUGACCGGAUGUUCAGAAGUUGUGAUUCAACGUUUGGGUUGGGGAGUCUCAGUAAUGAAGAUGAUUUGUGCUGGGUUUCAUCUUCACAUGCUACUGAAGGAUCUCAGGAUGUGUUGAAGGCUGAUGCUAAGUUGAAUAGUUUACCAGAGCAUUGUGCAACUUCCAGGCCAGACAAUGUCGGUCUUUCAACUAUUGAUUCGUACAAGAAAAAUGUACUUCCAAGGGACAAAAUAAGUUCCCUUGAUACGAGUGGUGAUAAUCCUGGUCUUGCUGACAUGUCUUCUUUGGAUGUAUCCAAUAAAGAAUCUGAAAUUAAGGAUGACUUGACACCCACUGAGCAGGUUUCAGAUGAAAGAGUUGAUUAUCAGCCCACAGAAAAGGCAGUCCAAGCAACUGAGCAUCUGGAGAAGAAACAGAUCAUCUCCUCGAAAACGGUGGCUCUUAUCACCAUUAUGCACAAGCAAAACACGGGGCCUGAUUCUGUAAGCUAUGGGCAGGCCAGUGUUCCCUAUAUGCAUCACAAUAACAGCGGUCCUUCAAACCAAAUUUCAAGAUUUCCAACUCUAACUAGUGCCAAAUCUGAAAUUAACGAGCAUCCUUCGACAAACGAGUCAUCUUGUGCAUCGAAUCAGGCACAGUCGAUGGGAAAGCCAUUUCAUCAACAAGAUACAAAAGCCCUAGUCAACGGGAAUAUCAACCAGGCAAGAGUGGAAAGUCAGAUUGCAUUUUAUGAUCCAGUCACUGUUCAAAAGCAGGUCUGUCAGUCUGAACAGGACGAAGAUCAUAGUGAAGUUGAAGGAUUUAGUGUAGGGAAGCAAGCAGAAUUAGGCUUUUCAAACAGGACAAAACUGUGCAUACAGGAUAGUCUGUAUCGCUUGGGUAGAACUGCUGAACAAAGGCAUAACUGCACAGAUACGAAAAAUGGCAUUAGAGAUGAUGAAGAUGCAAGUGGUCCAUUGGUGGCCGAAGAAACAAACAAGUGCACUAGAUUUAUGGACAUAGAAACUGACACAAACCCUAUAGAUAGAUCCACAGCACACUUACUAUUCCACAGGUCUUCGGAUCCGUCUCUACGGCCUGCUACUGAUACCGCUUCUCUAAAGUCUCAUGGCAUGGUAAAGCACUUGUUCAUUUUCGUUUUGAAGAAAACUCAUGUUUCCCCUAAGCUCACAAAGCAUUAUGCUGCGGAUUUGAAAUGGCAGAUUCAUGGCUCCCCCACUGCUCGACCUGCCUCCGCUGAAAAACAAAUCGAUCAUGAAGAAAACGGUGCUGUUUCAGAUAACAACAACUUUGUGAAUUUGAUAAAAUAA
Molecule: messenger RNA, 1887 nt
Organism: Gossypium arboreum
Lineage: Eukaryota; Viridiplantae; Streptophyta; Magnoliopsida; Malvales; Malvaceae
Product: protein LNK1-like
Exons: 8
Coding region: 1-1887 (628 amino acids)
Biological process (GO): circadian rhythm; regulation of DNA-templated transcription
Source: RefSeq, a predicted model, not a curated record